Trachymyrmex cornetzi is the source of this 558-nucleotide messenger RNA. It is a transcript of the gene Obp9, whose product is annotated as odorant binding protein 9. The coding region runs from base 1 to 468 and encodes 155 amino acids. The record is from RefSeq and is a predicted model, not a curated record. Gene Ontology annotation, biological process: sensory perception of smell. Gene Ontology annotation, molecular function: odorant binding. NCBI's taxonomy places the organism in Eukaryota, Metazoa, Arthropoda, Insecta, Hymenoptera, Formicidae. The transcript is spliced from 5 exons.
AUGUACGUUCCCUACGUGUACUUCGUGUCGAUGAUACCCUAUCGCUUAGGGUAUCAUCGACACGAACAACAAAAAUGUGAUAUCGAGAUAUCGAGCACAGGUUGUUUUUCAUUUUGUGUGCAUGUUGGAACACGAGCGGACAUUAAACGAGAGUGUCGCAAACAAACAAAUGUUUCUUGGGCAUCUUUAAAGCAACUAAAGGCCGGUAACUUUGAACAACAUGAUAUUAAAUUAAAGUGUUAUUUGAAAUGCUUUAUGGUAAAAAGCGGCAUUCUUAAUGAGAAUAGCAGUAUAGAUGUUGAGAAAGUCUUACGUCAUCUCCCGCGCAGUAUGCAAGAGUCAUCGAGAAAAAUUCUUCAUCGAUGCAAAUCAAUUCAAUCGGAGAAUGCUUGUGAUAAAGCUUUUCAGAUAGCUACAUGUUAUAUUAAAGAGCAACCUGACAUUUUAAAAAGCGUAUCAUUUAUUUAAAGAUAAAUGCUUUGAGUUUAGAUAUAUGUAAAGCACUGCAUUAUGAAAGAUAUAAAGGAAUAGCAGCAUGAAGUAGUUGUAUAUGCAAAA